Egretta garzetta (little egret) is the source of this 2744-nucleotide messenger RNA. It is a transcript of the gene SCP2, whose product is annotated as sterol carrier protein 2. Gene Ontology annotation, molecular function: acyltransferase activity, transferring groups other than amino-acyl groups. The record is from RefSeq and is a predicted model, not a curated record. The coding region runs from base 471 to 1961 and encodes 496 amino acids. NCBI's taxonomy places the organism in Eukaryota, Metazoa, Chordata, Aves, Pelecaniformes, Ardeidae. The transcript has 17 exons.
UAGUGGGAAGAGACAACUAAAACUUGUCAGACACCAUAUUGUGUCUUAAGCAUUUUAUUACAAAGUCUUUUAGGAUUGUGUCCUUCAUCUUUUUUUAAUCUUGAUGUAAUGUCUGCUAAAAAUUGGUAUACCUUCUCAAAACAACCAUCCGUGUCUCCUGUGUGUGGAACUGACAGUUACACAGACCAUGCCUAUCGCUUGCAACAGUGGAUCAUCUCAGUUACUAGUUUAGUGUGAUUUGAGGAAUUGACAAUACUCUCUUUCACUCUUUGUAAGAGCGAUUGAUGUUAUUUGGGCUAACAGACUUUUAUAAUGAUUAAUUCACUGACUGAUUUUUCUUAUGACCUUCAGUAUGAAGGUUCUCUGUCUAAAUUAAGGAAAGGAGGCACUACAGAAAGUACAACUAAGUGUUGUGAAAGACUGGAGUUGGGGAGUUCACAAGACCUGAGGAUGGCAUUGAUUAUCCUGACAUGGUGAAGGAGGCAGGCCAGAAGGCUUUAGCUGAUGCCGGGAUUCCUUAUUCAGCAGUAGAGCAGGCAUGUGUGGGUUAUGUUUUUGGUGAGUCAACCAGUGGACAACGGGCUAUCUAUCAUAGUUUGGGUUUAACUGGCAUUCCUAUCAUUAAUGUCAACAACAACUGUGCUACUGGAUCAACUGCUUUGUUCAUGGCCAGACAACUAAUAGAAGGAGGUUUGGCAGAUUGCGUUCUGGCUCUUGGCUUUGAGAGGAUGGCAAAAGGAUCCCUUCGUGCAGGUCAUUCUAACAGAACUGAUCCAAUGGACAAACAUUUGGAAGUUAUGAUAAAUAAAUAUGGUUUAUCAAGUGCUCCAUUAGCACCUCAGAUAUUUGCAAGUGCUGGCAAAGAAUAUAUGGAGAAAUAUGGGACAAAUCCAGAAUACUUUGCAAAAAUUGCAUGGAAGAAUCAUACCCAUUCAACUAAAAACCCGUAUUCCCAGUUCCAAAAGGAGUACACAUUAGAUGAAGUUCUGCAGUCCCGCAAAAUUUUUGAAUUCUUGACUGUCUUACAGUGUUGUCCAACAUCAAACGGUGCUGCAGCUGCAAUUUUGAGUAGUGAGGAGUUUGUAAAAAGGCAUAAGUUGCAGUCAAAAGCUGUGGAAAUUCUAGCCCAGGUGAUGGUUACUGAUUAUCCAAGCACAUUUGAAGAAAACAGCUGUAUUAAGAUGGCUGGCUAUGAUAUGACUAAAAAAGCUGCAGAAAAAUGUUUUGAAAAAGCAGGCCUAAAACCUACAGAUGUCAAUGUGAUCGAACUUCAUGACUGUUUCUCAGUUAAUGAGUUCAUUACCUACGAAGCUCUGGGACUCUGUCCAGAAGGUAAUUGUGACCUGAUUGACAGAGGAGACAAUACUUAUGGAGGAAAAUGGGUUAUUAAUCCUAGUGGUGGCUUGAUUUCAAAAGGACAUCCACUUGGUGCUACAGAUUUAGAGCAGCAAUCUGAAUCCAACAUUAGUUUGCUGAGAUGGUCACCUUUCAGACUCUGUCUCUGUAGAGCACAAGAAAGUGCAUGGCUGAAUGAAAGUGCUCGUUCGGCAUUCGUGUACAGCACCGGCCGUAUUGCGGCAGUGCCUCUCAGCGCAGCUGUUGAUGGAUUUAAGUCACAAUUGAUCUUCCAAGAGAUUGAAAAGAAACUCCAAGAGGAAGGAGAGCAAUUUGUCAAGAAAAUCGGUGGAGUCUUUGCCUUCAAAAUAAAAGAUGGUCCUGGUGGGAAAGAAGCAACUUGGAUAGUAGAUGUGAAAAAUGGUAAAGGCUCUGUGGCAAUUAAUUCAGAUCAGAAGGCGGAUUGUACAAUUACAAUGGCUGAUACUGAUCUGUUAGCUCUCAUGACUGGCAAAAUGAAUCCUCAGACAGCAUUCUUUCAAGGCAAGCUGAAGGUUUCUGGGAACAUGGGCAUGGCAAUGAAACUUCAGAAUCUACAGUUGCAGCCAGGCAAAGCUAAACUUUGAGCUCAUUAAACAGUCAGUACUUGAUAUUCUUGGCAAAAAAAGUAGAAUGAAACUAGACGACAUCAGUAAUACAACGCAGGCUGGGUUUGCCUGGACCUCUCUCACCUAGAUUCUGUGGUUAAGGACUUAAUUCUCUUAAUAAAUUCCAUCAGUUUGUUUGUGGCAAAGAUCUUUAGGCUAAGCUUGAGGCACUAACUCUUACAAAUGGUGUAUGGUGGGUAUUUGUGACAAUUUUUGUUUUAAUCAAUACGAAAAAUUUUAUAAAACCUUAGACUUGAGCGAGGCUGCUUACUGUUGUUCAGGUUAGUUGGGAAUAGAGUGGGAAAGGUUAUAAAUAGUUUGACAUAUCAAUUAAGUGAGUUGCAUUUUUUGAAAAGCUAUAAUUGCAGAUCAUACAAAUGCUUUCAGAUUUCCAUUCUAACAAAUUUGCUGCUGCUUAAACUAAAAUGGUCUUACAAGGGGGAUCUCUAACAACAUUUUUUUAGAAUAGGCUUUAGGAAUUUGCUAUAAAAUACUUUUCUUAUUACUACUUUGGAAUUAAAAAAUAAAAUAUCCAGAAGUAAGUAGGAACUAGGAAUGUUGCUGUCAGAUUCACAGGAUUUGAUAGUAUUUCUCCUUGAAAAAAAAUUAGGUUUGCCAGGAGAGCAGAGAGGGAGUAUAACUGCCAUUUCACCUGUUUUCUCCUGAGAAAAUCUGCUGUUGAUCAUUAUGAAAUUCUUAUCAGUAACAUAAAAGCUUUAACUUGUUUUGGGAAAAUGUAUUCUGGUUGGAAGUUCAAUAGAA